AUGAAGAAGACGCUGCUGCUGUGCUUUAUCCACGGCUUCAAGGGCGGCGAAUCAACCUUUGGAGACGACUACGAGUUCACCAAGCACCUACGCGACAUUGUUGCGCAGAAGCUGCCCAAGGUCGACGUGCGGGUGUUGGUGUACCCCAAGUAUGAGACGAGAGGGGAUCUGGGGGAGUGCGUGAGCCGAUUCCGCGACUGGCUGGAGGACAAGGUCAUAGACAUGGAGGUAGCGUCGGGCACGGCGUCGCCCACAGUCGACCCUUCGGUCCGGACCAUCCUCGUCGGCCACUCCAUGGGCGGUAUAGUCGCCGCCGAGCUCCUCAUCGCGCUGGCGUCGGAAAAGCCCAUCUACUCGGAGGACGGGAUCCGCAAGUCCGACGACGACGAAGGGCGGCCCGCCUUCAACGCCCUCAUGUUCCCCUACGUCCAGGGCGUGCUGGCCUUUGACACGCCGUACCUCGGGAUAUCGCCGGGCGUGGUCGCCCACGGCGCCGAGAGCCACUACGGGACGGCGGCGUCGACAAUCUCCCAGAUGGGCGGCCUGCGGACGGCGCUCUGGGGCGCGGGAAACACCACCGCCAAGGCACCGGCCGCGCCGCCGAGCGCGUGGCAGAAAUGGGGCAAGGUGGCCAUGUACGCGGGCGCGGCGGGCGCCGUGGCCGCCGGCGGAGCUGCGGCCUGGAUGAACAGGGACCAGAUCGCCGAGAGCUGGACGUGGGCGUCGUCUCACCUCGAGUUUGUGGGCUGUCUCGCGAGGGCCGAGGAGCUGAAGAAGCGCGUGGCCUUCGUGGUGCGGCUUCACGAGGAGUUGGGCGUGGGAUAUGCCAACCUGUACACGAGGUUGGGCAAGGGGGCGUCUUCCAAGAAGAUCAGCAUGGCUGGGACCGUCCUGGGCAAGGACAGGACGUUUUGCAACUUGCCCAAGACGAUGAAUGCGGGAGACUGGAUGGAGGCAGUCAACGAUAAAGCGGGAGAUGAGACGGUGGCACAUAUGACCAUGUUUGAACCAAAGGAGAACCCUGGGUAUGAAAAGUUAUCCCAUGACGCGGCUGGCUUGAUUGCUCAGUGGUCACGGAACGAUUGGUAUGAUAAGUCGACAGAGACAACAACAGCAGAGAAGGUGGAAAGUGUAGAGGUGGACGAGAAGGGGAAAGGAGUAGAAAAAGAAGAAGAAAAAGAGAAUACGGAGAAAAUCGCACCAAGCUCAUAG
Molecule: messenger RNA, 1212 nt
Organism: Metarhizium brunneum ARSEF 3297
Lineage: Eukaryota; Fungi; Ascomycota; Sordariomycetes; Hypocreales; Clavicipitaceae
Source: RefSeq, a predicted model, not a curated record